CGGAAGGUUUACGGAGGUGCACACAUGACAAUGGCGUCAUGCGCGGAGAGCAGCGAAGCUGAUGAUGAAGUGCUCGAUCCCGGAGCUGCUCCUUACGGCAACUUUAUCAACUACUACACCUUCAACCCUCCGGACAACCGUCUGAGUCUGAUCCCGACCUCCCUGCUGCAGGAUUUAGGCCUCAGCGGCCAGCAGACCACACUGAUCCUGGAUGUGGGCUGUAACUCAGGGGAGCUGAGUGUUGCCCUUUACCAGCAUCUGGUGCAGGAUCCUGUGAGCAAAGAAGAGUCGGACAGGAGGAGAGUUCAUCUCCUCGGCUUCGACUUGGAUGAAGCCCUGAUUCGGCGGGCGCAGCAGACCAAUCCUCUGCACGACAGCAUCACCUUCAUCCCUCUGGACAUCACUGGAGACACCAACCGGCUGCAGGACUACCUCCACCAGCACGGCUGCUCCUGCUUCCACCUGAGUCUGUGCCUGGCUGUCACCAUGUGGGUCCAUUUAAACCACGGGGACUCCGGCCUGCUGCAGCUGCUCUCUCACCUGGCCUCCAUCAGCCAGCACCUCUUGCUGGAGGCCCAGCCCUGGAAGUGUUACCGCUCCGCAGCCCGACGGCUCAGGAAGCUGGGCCGCUCAGACUUCGACCAUUUUAAGACACUGAAGAUCCGGGGGGACAUCGCAGAUCACGCCAGGGAGCAUCUGGAGAGACACUGCGGCAUGGAGCUCAUCCAGAGCUUUGGCAGCACUGCAUGGGACCGGAAGCUGCUGCUGUUCAGGAGGAGCAAUUUUCACCUGCUGCAGAAGAGAUGUUCCAGAAGGCUGGACACAACAGUGAAGCUGGAUGAUUAGUUGAUCAAUGUUAAGCAACAUUAAGAUUGUCAGGUUUCAAACAAAAAUGCCAGAAUUGUUGACUCCAUUGCAUUUUUCUAUCCAAAUUUUAGCAUUUGUGACAGACUUAAAUGGUCAUUAACUAAGUAUCUUUGGGUUUUGUGUUCUUAUAUAUAGACUCAAGUCACUUCACACAUUUUGCACUAUUGAUCGGUGAAUCAAGACAACUGACAGAUUAAUCAAUAACGACAAGUGGGCUACAACAGAUGAUUAUAUUCAUUAUUAAUCUGCCAAUUUUUUCAUGACCGUAUUGUUGAUAAAAUGUUAGAAAAUACUGUAAUUUCCAGACUAUAAGCCGAUACUUUUUUCACACACUUUGAACCCUGUGGCUUAAACAAUGAUGCGGCAAAUUUAUGGAUUUUUACGGGCGAGCUUCAUGCUGCCAGUACAUUUAGCCUCGUCACAUCAGAUCAAUGAAAUUACUGAACAGGUCACAGUGGACCAAUGAAACAGUUCGAAUUAAAUCAAACGCACUCAGCGUGAACUGACUCAAUGCAUUUUACUGCCGUGUUACAGGCACUGCUCAGAAAAAAAAUCAUUUAUUUAAUUACAAGUAAAAAAAAAUCUUUGUGUAAAUAUCUCAUGUUACAACAUGGACACCUGCGGCUUAUAGAAAAGUGGGGCCUAUAUAUGUCCAUUUUUUUUUUCCUUUUUAAAUUUAGUGGGUGCGGCUUAUAUUCAGGUGCGCUCAAUAGUCCGGAAAUUACGGUACCAAUAUGUGUCCAUUAAGAGUUCAGAGUGUAAGGUGACCUUUUCAAGUCUUCUGUCAAAUAGAUCUUCUAUUUAUACAAGUGGAAUAAAACUGGAGAAAAGCAACAAAUUGUUUUUUGCUUUAAAAAAAUACAGCAAUUUGACUAAUUAUUGCAGGUCUUGUGAAAUUGUAGCAUUAAUGACAAGAACUGCUCCAGAAAACUGGGACCUGCAGCACAAAACCUUUUGUUGUUCCUUUCCAGAAAAUACUUAUUUAUUCCAAUAGUUACAUUUUUGCCAAUUCUCUAGCUUUGCAAUGGUCAUUACCAUUACAGAUUAAAUGGCGAAGAAGUGUUUCACCUGACUGAACCACAGCAAAACCACAAAACAAAAACCUCAGCACAUUGUAAUUUUCAUCAUUUUAAUUACAGAAUACUAAAAAUAACAUUACAUAAAAUGUCUUUUUAAAAGAAACCAUUGAAUAUUACAAAGGUUGUAAAUUUUGUAAAGUUAGGAUAUAAAAUCUUUGAACAGUGGUGCAUAAUUGAAAAAGAAAAAUAAUUUUCAUAAAAUGUAUAUAUUAACUGUUCUACUACAUAAAAAAUGAGAUGGACACAAAUCGCAGACAGACGAGAUGAGUGGACACCGCCAUUACCGCAGUGAGCUCUCCUUUCGAAGGAAGAAAGACUUGAGAUGCACAGCACACACCACAAUCAGCUUAAGUUCGCAACUUAUGUCUAUGUUCAAAAUGAAAAAAAAAGAAAAAAGAGGGGUUACCAUUUACAACAGGGGAAAACAAACAAGCUCAAGAGACUAAAAAAAGUGACUUGGUGACUGCUCCCAAUAUUCACACACAUCUCGAUGGGUAAAAAAAAAAAAACCCAGACUACACUGGCCUUGGUUCCAUUAACACACCUUUUUCCACAGGUUCACGCUGUACAAAAAUGUUCAAAAUGUUGAGAAACCUCAUACUUAAAUCAUUCCGCCAAGACAGGGAAAUAACGAUCAGGUGUCUUUCGGUCUCCUAACGCAGCCAUUCCUACAUCCUACUGUACAACUGGUCAGUCAGAUCCACUGAAAGCAACCAUGGUCUCAAUUCGAUAUCAGGAGGUCAACCUUAAAGAAGUGGAAUACAUUAUACGCAAGGGGGGAAAGAAUGAAAGGGGGAAACAUGCAUAAUCCGACAGUGUGCUUGCUUUCUUCCUCUUCUCUCUGAGUUUUGCUUCACCCUGUGUCACUUCAUCGUGAGCCCUUGUCGCCGAUGUUUUCGUCAACGCCACAGAAUUGCUCAAAAAAAAAAAAAAACAA
This is a messenger RNA of Amphiprion ocellaris (clown anemonefish), 2883 nucleotides long. Its product is annotated as pre-miRNA 5'-monophosphate methyltransferase. Gene Ontology annotation, cellular component: cytoplasm. The coding region runs from base 25 to 846 and encodes 273 amino acids. The record is from RefSeq and is a predicted model, not a curated record. Gene Ontology annotation, biological process: negative regulation of pre-miRNA processing; miRNA metabolic process. The transcript is spliced from 2 exons. Gene Ontology annotation, molecular function: RNA methyltransferase activity; O-methyltransferase activity. Lineage: Eukaryota; Metazoa; Chordata; Actinopteri; Pomacentridae.